Messenger RNA from Daldinia vernicosa, 1827 nucleotides. RefSeq lists its product as uncharacterized. The record is from RefSeq and is a predicted model, not a curated record. NCBI's taxonomy places the organism in Eukaryota, Fungi, Ascomycota, Sordariomycetes, Xylariales, Hypoxylaceae. The transcript is spliced from 2 exons. Bases 94 to 1665 code for a protein of 523 amino acids. Gene Ontology annotation, biological process: Golgi to plasma membrane protein transport. Gene Ontology annotation, cellular component: trans-Golgi network.
UCAUUUACUUGGUUUAAGUCUACAUAGUAGCUGGUAUCGCAUCGGGUUUCCUGACACAUUUUAUCACUGAGCACCAUUAGAUUCAGCUUCAACAUGUCGUCACUGUUUACCGCGGCUCUUCACCCUAGUGUUGGCCUUGGUUUCCUCGUGCUCGGUGCUUCGCUCCACGACAUCCUCACGCGGCUGAAGGCCGAACCGCAGCGCUACCCCAAAUUAGAUCUUGCCUACUCUGCCACCGAUCCUGUUGGUGAACCCGUCACCGUCAGCCUUCCCGCAAACGGUAUACGAUUGCGAUUCGAUGGUCCCGAGCAGCGACUUCGCCUUAUCGAGAUUAUCGACUUUACCAAAAAUCGUAUUACCUAUCAGGACAAGGACAUCGCUAAGCCCGUAACUUCGGUCGGAUCACCUGGGUUAGGUGGAGAUGCUACAGCUGGUCCAGCAUUUAAGAACAUCUACCACCGCCUAUUUGGUCCAACAUAUGCUGGAGAAUAUAUCCCCCCUGCGGAUUCGGGUCACGGCAAUGCCAUGGGCACCUAUAUACUGUCGUAUCCUGGAGUAGCAUUUAGUUUUCCCUUGCCGAAGUCGGCUUACUCUCCGAAUAAAGACGUCGUCUCUUUGCUGUCUUCACCUGUAAGCCAGACGGCUAUUUCUGUUGCGAUAUUCAGUGGGAAGUCCUGGGCUCAUGCUCGUGAGACUCUGUGGGAUGAGAUUCUCCCAAGCGUCAAGUCGGCGUUUGUUUUUAAUAAGAGUAAAGAGGUCGUUCCUGAUGAAGUCUCCCUAGUCAAGAUACAUGGCGGUGGUAGGCUUCAGUUGUUCAGGAAAUGGACUAACAUGUCAGUAUGGAUCAAUUUGGGGGAGACUACACCUCAAGACCUGGUAGCAGAGCUGGGACCGCCCGAUGCUAUAUAUCGGAAGAAUGACCAGAGGAUGUAUAUCCAUAAGACUCGCACCGCAAGCCACAGCCGGUCUAGAUCGAACGGUGGUGAAUAUAGGCGGCCAGAUGAUCUGACCGAUACCGAUCAAUCAUCGGCACACACCGGGUCGGAUGACUCCGAAGACGAAGCUAUCGACGAUGAGAUUGUGGGUAACGUGUCAGGUGAAUGCUUUUACAACUAUUUCUAUCUAGGGUUUGAUAUCUUGGUAUCACCACCUCAACCCCCUUCGCGGACACCUCCAUCCCAAGUCGCCGCAUUGAAAGGGAAGGAGGUGCCUGGAGCGAACUCGUUCAAGAGUGCUACAGCGGAUCGAUUGGUGGCUACCAAAAUGGUACUUCACGCGAAUGUGCCUGGAUCAUACCCAUUCAAUAGGCAUCGCCGUUGUCGUUGGGAAAUUCAGUAUCUCGCGACGGGGAACGCAGACGACGUUAUAGACUCCGAAACACCGUUCGAUGAGAUUGAGGAGCGGCUAAGGGAAGAGUGGAAGAGCACAUACCCAACCGAGGAGGAUGCCAAGAGGCGUCAACGAGGUAUGGUCCUAAAUCGAGGAUGGGGGGAUAGCCCUGGGAGUAGCUGUGAGUUUCUAGGGGGCUGGGAAGAUAGUAGUGGAGGAGUGGCAGCGAAGAAGUUCGAUGGUAACGAAGAUUCUACAACUACAUUGUAUGGAUUCCCUGGUAUGGUUUUUGAAGUGUUGAAGAAUGGGUUUGUGAGCGCGGUUACGGUUUAUUAGAUUCAUGGGCUUAAGCAUUGGAGUUUAUGGUUGUGACUUCAUUUUCUUCGGGUAGCAUUUGGAAUAUCCCUAAGAAAUUGAACAGCGAGUUAUCGUAUACAUCACGAUACCGACUUAGUUAAACAGUUGCCGGAUGUUUUAAUGUGGCUUUCAACCGGUUGG